This is a messenger RNA of Heterocephalus glaber (naked mole-rat), 2793 nucleotides long. Its product is annotated as histone acetyltransferase p300-like. Gene Ontology annotation, molecular function: chromatin DNA binding; histone acetyltransferase activity; transcription coactivator activity. Lineage: Eukaryota; Metazoa; Chordata; Mammalia; Rodentia; Bathyergidae. Gene Ontology annotation, biological process: positive regulation of transcription by RNA polymerase II. Gene Ontology annotation, cellular component: histone acetyltransferase complex; transcription regulator complex. The record is from RefSeq and is a predicted model, not a curated record.
UUUGAAGGGGGUGUCUCUUAGGACUCUUCCUGCUGGCUGCUUCCUGGUUAUCAAGAGUUGAGCAGCUCCACUCCUCGUGUUGUUCCUGCCUUGGAGCCUGCGGACCUCGGACUGAAAUUGAUCUGAUCGAGGUUGGGAUGAGUCCUCUUCACUCAAACCAUCCCUGCAGGUUCGCCUGCCAGUUACUCUGCACCUGCUGUGAGUGCAAGGACCGAGUGGACACACACUGGCACUGCACUGUCUGCCAGGAGUACGACUUGUGUGUCUCCUGCUAUCACACUAAAAGCCAUGACCACCCAAUGGAGAAACUGGGCCUGGGCUUAGAUGAUGACAGCAGCAACCAGCAGGGUGCAGCCGCCCAAAGCCCAGAAGAAUCUCGCCGCCUGAGCAUCCAGCGAAACAUUCAAUACUUGAUCUUAGCCUGCCAAUGCCGCGAUGCCAACUGCCCGUUGCCUUCCUGUCAGAAGAUGAAGCGAGUUGUACACCAUACCAAGGGCUGCAAACGGAAGAGCACUGGCAGGUGCCCCGUCUGCAGGCAGCUCAUUGCUCUCUGCUGCUACCAUGCCAAGCGCUGCCAUGAGAACUUCUGCCCUGUUCCAUUCUGCUUCAACAUCAGGCAGAAGCUCCGCCAACAGCAGCUGCAGCCCCGGCAGGCCCAGGUGCUGCACAGGAGGAUGGCCAGCAUGUAGCCUGCCAGUGUGAUGGGGCAAAAAUAGAGCCAGCCCUCCCCAGCCCCUGCCACACCAACCACGUUGAAUGUGUGCUGCCAAAAACUCAGAAGAUGCCUGAGCUCACCCCUUCUGGAAAAGCCCUGGUGACCUUCCAACUCCUCCAUAGACUACUCAGCACUCUUGACUGGGCACCUACCUGCAGCAGUAGAAAUAGCAAUGCAGAUUCAGACAGCAGUGGAGACAGCCCCAGAUGGCCUAUGGAAGACCAAUACAAUCCUUGAUGUCCCAGAACUCCCAGCCCUCAGUGGACAUGAGCACAUCUGCCAUGUCUGGAGAUCCCAGUGGGCAUCUGGAGCCAGGAAUGGGGCCCCCAGCAAUGCAGCCCUCUGUGUCCAAAGAGCACUGCCUCAGGCCCAGCAUCGCCAAUCCAGGGUGCGAAGGCCAACCAUGACAUCAGUAGUUAAACAUGGGCAGCCCUUAAACAUGGCUUCACACCCAGGAUUGGGCCAGGUAGGUGUGAGCCCACUCACGCCACACACUGUGUCUCAACAAGCCUUACAAAACCUCCUUCGGACUCUCAGGUCUCCCACCUCUCCCCUGCAGCAGCAACAGGUGCUUAGUGUCCUUCACAUCAACCCCCAGCUGUUGGCUGCAAGAUCUAAGUAUGCCAUAGAACAACAGGAUCCAAGUAUGCCAAUUCUAAUCCAUGCCUCUCACUGGACAGCCUGGCAUGGCCCAGGGACAGCCAGGGCUGCAGCCACCAGCCAUGCCAGGUCAGCAGGGUGUCCACUCCAGUCCAGGCAUGCAGAACAUGAAUCCCAUGAAGGCGGGCAUGCAGAGGGCUGCCACGGCCCAGCAGCAGCCUCAGCAGCAACUCUAGCCACCCAUGGGAGGGAUGAGCCCCCAGGAACUCAUGUGUCCACAGCAGCGUGUCUUCCCAGUUCCAGGACAUGUUGAAACAACAGCAGAUGAUGCAAAAGCAACAGCAGCAGCAGCAGAUUCAGCAUCACAUGCAGCAGAUGCAACAAGGGAACUUGGGACAAAUAGGCCAGCCCCCCGCCCCCGGCCUUGGGAGCAGAGGUAGGAGCCAGUCUUCAGGCCUAUCAGGAGUGACUCCUCCAGCAGCAGACGGGGACCCCUCUCAGCCCAACCCCAUAAGCCCCCAGCAAUGCUCCCAAACCAGGCCCAGUCCCCACACCUCCCAGUUCUCUCUCCAAUUAAGUGUGCUGUCCCCAGCCUGUCCCUUCUCCAUGGUCACAGUCCCAGCCCCCCCACUCCAGCCCAUCCCCACAGACCUGGACUCAGCACAGAUAAUACACUUGAGUUCAGACCUCUGACACAGUGCACCACACAUACACUCAAGACAUCUUUUAAUAUUUGAGGAUCAAAAAUUAUUUUCCCUUGGGCCAGGGAUUUAGCUUAGUGGUUUCAUCGCCUGCUGCGCAAGCACAAGGACCCAAGUUCGAUCCCUGGUACCAAAAAAAAAAUUACAAAAAUUAUUUUCCCUUAAUAAGAGUUUUUGUACUGAAAACAAUUUUUUACAAUCUUUCUUAGCCUAAAAGGCUGUUUGCUUUAGAACACAAGAACUGUGAAGUAGCCAUUUGUGGUUUCAAGCAAACUUGCAAGAUGAGCCUGAGGGAUGGUAGAAGACUAAGAAUAUGUUUUUCCCCUGGCUGCUUCCCCAGCCUUCUUUCCCCAUGUGCGUGUGGUUCAAGUGUGCACUAGAGGAGGCUGAGGUCUGAAGCCCCCAUAGGCUCCUCCCUUGCAUCCCUACCAACUUUUCUUUUUAUUUUUAAAUUCAUGAAAAUAUGUAACAUUUCUCACUUACUAGUACAGGUAGUUGGCAUUUUUCUCUUUUCCUCACAUUAUAGAAGAGUAUAAAAAAUUUCCUGAAACCAAAGGACAAAAGGUGUUAAUAUGAUAUAAAAUUACAUUUCACAUAUUAAUAAGUGAAUUUUAAUAUUAAAUAUAUUAAAAUACCAUUUUCUCUCCAUUUGGUGCAAAGCUGUUCAUCCUUAUGAAAAUAUUUUUAAAAUUCCUUUUGUACCCAGAAGGUAAUUAUUGUGGUCCGACAUAUUUUCUGUUUUGUAAGUCUCACCAUAAAAUUACAAGUAUUAAAAAA